This is a messenger RNA of Brassica rapa (field mustard), 2982 nucleotides long. RefSeq lists its product as uncharacterized. The record is from RefSeq and is a predicted model, not a curated record. NCBI's taxonomy places the organism in Eukaryota, Viridiplantae, Streptophyta, Magnoliopsida, Brassicales, Brassicaceae.
AUCAAGACAUUUGAACACUUCUUAUGGGCGAUUCUUACCCAAUAUUGGCCCAAAAAUAAAUAUAAAGUCCGUUUAAAUGAAGGAGACGAUUUUUAGGUAAGAAGUUUUUUGACUUCGUUCUUCUGUCACGUGUCAUUCUAUGAUACGUGACGUGAAGCGGUAGAGGGUCGCGUCGUUUUGGUCUGGAUCUAUUCUCUCCGUCUCCCUCUUCUCUCUCUCUCUCUCUCUCAAUCCGUAGACGGCGAUUCACAUCGAUCGAUCGUGGAAUCUCGCCAUCGAAUCUGCAGGUUCGUAUUACUCUCUCUCUCAGUCUCCCUCUUCUCUGUCUCUCUCUCUCGUAUCGAUUAUGUGUUUCUAAUAUUUUGCAUGCUUUGGGUUUGAUCAAGGUCCGCGGAGUUUGGGUUUAGGGUUUCAUCGUCUCUUCCUUCGGUCGCUUUGGACGGGUACUUCCGCCGUCGUCGACUCUCUUCUUUCUCCGGUUAGAAACCAUCUCCGCCGCCGUCACCAACAGGUUUAAUUCGUAAAAAUGGGCCGAUAUAGUUACAGCCAGCCUUCAGAUUCAUCACACUAUGGUGGGGAUCAAGCUGAUAGUGGGUACAGCGAGACAGAAGAGCUUAUUGGUCGUGACCAAGCUGAGUUGGAGUUGAAGUACCCUGAGCCGUCUCAGUACCCUAUGCAGUAUCCUCCACAACCUGAGGUGGAGUUUGGAUUCCCCCAGGUUUGCUAUUGUGGUGAUGCACCAAUUCUAGUUACAUCAAAAAACGAUCCGGGGAGGAGGGUAUACACCUGCAAGAAUGUGGAUGAUGGCGAUUGCCAUGUCUGGAAGUUUUGGGACGUCGCGGUGAUGGAGGAGAUGAGGGCGAGGGAUAAACACAUUCUGCAGUUGGAGGAAAAGGUAGAUAACCUUACCUUAAUGAGUAACUUUGAGUCUGAGGAAAAGGUGGUUAGGCUAGAGAACUUAGUUUCUGACUUGGCAAAGAAGUCGUUUACUUUAAAAAUUGAGUUUGAAGUUUGUGUUGGUGUCAUGCUCUUUGUAUUAGUGGUACUUGGUCUGGUGAUCGGAGGGAAGUGAUGUUGGUGUUAACAGCAUUACUAGGUCUGGUUUAGGAAGUUUGUGUUGGUGUCAUGCUCUUUGUCUUACUCGUACUAAUGCUGUUAACCCUUAUGAGACUAUGUACUAAUGUGUUGUAUUGUUAUGAACUUUAUGAAUUACAUGUAUAUUGUUCGAUUCAAUCACUUGCAUAAUUAACUUAUUGAUAUCGAAUUUGUCACCCAACUGUGCAAUGUGACUUUAAAAUGUGACUUCGAAACAACAACUACUUGUCUCGUGAACCACUUUAAACAACAUAAUAAUUCAAAGGUACAACAUAAUAAUUCAAAAGUGUAAGAGUCACAUGAGUUGUUUUUUACUUCCACAACAAAACAAUAUACAUUCACAAGUUGUAUCACGAGAACACAAUAUACAUUCACAAGUUGUAUCACGAGAAGAGCUUAUUUGCCCCUAUAAAUAUGAAAGAUCAUUGGCAAUUUAAAGACAUCUCUCCCCUUUCAUCAACUCUUCAUUUUAAAUGUAAAAAAACUCUAAUGGCAUCUUCUUCUCAUUAUCACUACCAUAACGAUGACGAUGAUGAAGAUUAUGUUAAUGAUUACGUUGAAGAUUAUGUUAAUGAUUACGUUCAAAACUUUGAUGAAGAACCAAAAAAGCGGAAGCAACGUAUUUAUAUGGAGAGGUUCCGAGAAGACGGCCACCAGAAGCUUUGGAAUGAUUACUUUAGCGAGACUCCAACUUACAAUCCCGAGUUAUUCCGCCGACGGUUCCGAAUGAACAAAUCUUUGUUCCUGCGUAUUGUACAACGUCUCGAAACCAACAUACCGUAUUUUCAACAAGGAACCGAUUGUACCGGACGGUCUAGUCUAACACCCCUACAAAAAUGUACUGCAGCAAUCCGACAGUUGGCUUAUGGCGGUGCAGCUGAUUCACUUGAUGAGUAUGUCCGGCUUGCUGAAACGACAGCUCGAAAAUCUUUGCACAAAUUUACCGCCGGAAUAAUCAGCUUGUUUGGUGAUGAAUACCUACGCCAACCGACACAAGAGGAUCUGCAAAGACUUCUCUAUAUUGGAGACCAACGUGGGUUUCCGGGGAUGAUUGGCAGCAUCGACUGUAUGCAUUGGGAGUGGAAGAAUUGCCCCACUGCUUGGAAAGGAAUGUAUUCCCGAGGAACAGAUAAACCAACAAUUGUUUUGGAGGCGGUAGCUUCAAGUGACCUCUGGAUAUGGCACGCGUUUUUUGGAGCUCCAGGUACUAUGAACGAUCUUAAUAUUCUUGAUCGAUCCCCCGUUUUUGAUGACAUUAUUAACGGAAUUGCGCCAGAAGUGAACUUCUAUGUUAAUGGUAAUCAAUAUCAUUUGGCAUAUUAUCUCACUGAUGGUAUUUAUCCUAAAUGGGCGACUUUUAUUCAAUCUAUCCGACUUCCUCAAAGUGAGAAACAUUCGUUAUUUGCUAAAACCCAAGAAGCUGUUCGAAAAGAUGUCGAGCGUGCCUUCGGAGUUCUGCAAGCUAGAUUUGCCGUAGUGAAAAAUCCAUCCAAGCUAUGGGAUAAAGACAAAAUAGCAAAUAUUAUGAAGGCAUGCAUCAUACUCCAUAAUAUGAUUGUCGAGGAUGAACGAUCAUCAUACACUCAGUAUAACGUGAGAGAAUUUCAAGAAAGCGAGGAAGAUGAUACAUUCACCGUUACUCCGAAUUCAAAUCUCGGCACUGCAAUGGAUCGUCGAGCGAGCGUCCGUAACAGACAAGCCCAUGAACAAUUAAAAUUCGAUUUAAUCGAAAAUAUUUGGGCUAAAUUUCGACAUUUUCCAAAUAACCAAUGAUUUUAAAGUUUCUAUGAAUUGAAUAAAUGUGUGAUUUAUGAAUUUUUUUUUUAUGUAUGGAAUGUAAUAAAAUGUUUGUAAUUUUAAUUAAAUUAAAUUUUUUCCUCUUUUUAA